Molecule: messenger RNA, 2370 nt
Organism: Anneissia japonica
Lineage: Eukaryota; Metazoa; Echinodermata; Crinoidea; Comatulida; Comatulidae
Product: adhesion G-protein coupled receptor G2-like
Exons: 18
Coding region: 1-2370 (789 amino acids)
Biological process (GO): G protein-coupled receptor signaling pathway; cell surface receptor signaling pathway
Cellular component (GO): membrane
Molecular function (GO): G protein-coupled receptor activity
Source: RefSeq, a predicted model, not a curated record
AUGGUCACAUCAACUAUUAUACACACACACUGCAUGAUAGGGACCUUCAAGAUAGUUGGUAUGUUGAUAAUCAAGAAUAAGCAUGCCUACCUACACAAGACGUUUCCAUUUGUACUUUGUUUACUGUCAAUCUCCAUAGCCUUGUCGUCAACUACAUGUGCAGAUGGGUGGUAUUCCUUUGAGAAAAAUUGUUAUAAAUUUAGUAACCAGAGUCUUUCCUUGAUUGAUUCACAUAACUGGUGUACCUCUAAGAGUUCGACUUUAGUGUCGAUAUCAUCGAAUGAGGAAAACGAAUUUAUCGGAAAUAUAGACAGUGGCGACGACAAGUGGAUUGGACUGACAAAAAUUAACGGAACAUGGCAGUGGAUAAAUGAAGCUGAACAAUCCAGCUAUCGUAAUUGGGGUGUGUAUCAGAAUCCUCAUUCAAGCUGUGCCAUUAUUUCAAGUGCCGGUAAUAACUUCUGGCAUCCAACGAGUUGUAAUUAUAGUAUGCGUUUCGUAUGUGAAGCAGAUGUGAUUACAACCCUUCCUACUACAACUGAUCGAGACGACAGCACUGCAACAACAAAUACGAUGAUCAGAGGGUACCGAGGAUGCUUUAAGGAUGUGACGUCAGACAGAGCAAUGCCAUAUGGAUAUUUCUACAGCAAUAAUAUGGAGAUAGACGUCUGCAGACAACAUUGUUAUUAUCAAGGCUAUCCGUACGCUGGUUUGGAGUUUAGCAGGGAAUGUUUUUGUGAUGAUGACACUUAUGACGUCCAUGGUAUACGCACAGAGUCUUCAUGUAAUAUGGCAUGUGUGGGAAACUCAGGAGAAAUAUGUGGCGGUCCUGACCGACUUUCUGUAUACUCCUCUGGACCAGACACAACAACCAUACCAGUACAGCCGAAAACACGCCGAGAAAGUACGACUAUUGAAUUAACCACAUUACAGCUGACAACCAGCGAAGAACCAACGACUAGCCCUACAGAAGUAGACACAACAGCCCUACCAGAACAGCAAAAAACAACCCAAGAAAAAACGACUAUCGAAUUUAUUAGAUCAACUUUAGAGUGUCCAACUGGCGAAAACAACAUCAUCACGACGACGAUUCUAAUCAAUCCCGGCAAUACAGACGACAAAGCGGAUAUUUCAGAAGAAAUUGCAAAUCUAGCAAAGAAUGUCACUGAAGAAAAUGUGGAAUACGUUGCAGUUGAGCUGGAAAGAAUUACAAAUGCAAAGGUUGAAUCUGAGGGGUUGAUACCUGCUGAAAUUAACGAGAUUUCCUAUGCCCUGGAAAGUAUCGCACAAGUUGAAUCAACAGACCCAAAAGUUACAGACGCAGUCGUCGAUAUAGUGGGCAUGGUACUCGCCUCUGAUUCAUCACAAUCUGAUCUACCGCCAUCAACGACAGCUUCAAUCCUCGAAUCAUUCGAACAGCAAAUUAGCACCAUCGCUACUGAUGGCCAGGAUUAUACUAAGAACGAACAUACACUUUCUGUGCGGACUAUAAGUUUUGAUCCAAAUGAUGUCCAAUCUGAUGUUGUAUUUUUGGUUAAUCAAAACGAUAAAAUGACUGACGUAUGUGUUGAUGAGGAAUGCCGGCCAAUCAAUGCCAAACUCGAGUCAAUAACCAUCCCAAAAGCCAUUCUAUCCUUCACAAUCGGUCAAAUGACAAGUACAAGCUUCGUAUCCUACUAUAACCCAGGUCUGUUUCAAUCAGCAAUGUCGAACUUCAAGAUAUCUGACGUUGUUUUGUCAGCUACUAUACAUGAUACAAAUAUCCCGGAUGUAUUCGAUGAAGCUGUCACACUUGUAUUUACAACACCAGUGAAUAUGUCAAAGAUGAAAGCUUCGUGCAUGUUUUGGAAUAAAUCCUUAAACGAAUUCGGCGAUUGGUCCAGUAAUGGUUGUAAACUUACAGAAACAGAUGAGGACGGCAGUAUAACAUGUGCAUGCACACAUCUGACAAAUUUUGCCGUCUUAUUCUUUCCAAAUGAUGUCGCUCCUGGUGUGGAGAGAUUUCUUGAUCUGGUAACCUACAUUGGCUGUGGAAUGUCACUAAUGUGUCUCACUUUGACAAUCGUAACUAUUUUGUUCUCCAAAAAACUUCGAACCAGCCAGCCACAGAUAAUAAUGAUGAAUCUCUGCGUAGCUUUGUUUUGUUUGUACCUGAUUUUCAUUUUUGGUAUCGGGCUAGCUGAUCAAGGAACCACUGCGUGUAAAGUAGUGGCGAUAUUUGUACAUUAUUUUUUACUAUCGUCGAUUGCCUGGACCGCAGUGGAGGCGACGAACAUGUAUUAUUUAGUUAUAAAAGUAUUUGACUCUCCGAAGUCCACAUUUAUGUGGAUUGGUGCAGCCUUGGCUUGGGAUGCUACCAAAUAUCAUUAA